Messenger RNA from Ipomoea triloba (trilobed morning glory), 3013 nucleotides. RefSeq names its product heat shock 70 kDa protein 17. The coding region runs from base 84 to 2768 and encodes 894 amino acids. Gene Ontology annotation, molecular function: ATP binding; ATP-dependent protein folding chaperone. The transcript has 14 exons. Gene Ontology annotation, cellular component: endoplasmic reticulum chaperone complex. NCBI's taxonomy places the organism in Eukaryota, Viridiplantae, Streptophyta, Magnoliopsida, Solanales, Convolvulaceae. Gene Ontology annotation, biological process: negative regulation of hypoxia-induced intrinsic apoptotic signaling pathway; cellular response to hypoxia; endoplasmic reticulum unfolded protein response. The record is from RefSeq and is a predicted model, not a curated record.
UCCGUUCUCCGACCUUCAUCCCAGUUGUAUCUCCGGUAACGGACUCGUUCAUUUGCGGAGGAGUUCCGGCGACGGUGGACACAAUGCUUUUCCGGUUAGGGAUAUUCUUAUCCCUGCUCUUGCUCAACUCAAUUUGCUGUCAUGCCGCGGUUUCCAGCAUAGAUCUGGGAUCUGAAUCCAUGAAAGUCGCCGUGGUCAACCUGAAACCGGGGCAACCGCCAAUCUCGAUCGCCAUCAAUGAGAUGUCGAAGCGCAAGAGCCCGUCGUUAGUCGCAUUCCAUUCGGGGGCGAGGCUAAUCGGCGAGGAAGCAUCGGGGCUCCUCGCGCGGUAUCCGGACAAGGUUUAUUCCCAUCUUCGAGAACUCAUCGCUAAACCCUACGAUCACGUCGUCAAAUCCCUAGACUCACGGUAUUUGAAUUACGACGUUUUUCCGGAGGAGACGAGGAAUGUCGCGGCUUUCCGUACCGAGAACGGGAAUUUCACGGCGGAGGAGCUGGUGGCGAUGGUGUUGAAGUACGCGAUUGGGCUCGCGGAGACGCACGUGCGAGGCGGUUCAGUGAAGGAUGCAGUGAUUACAGUGCCUCCAUACAUGGGCGUCGCAGAGAGAAAUGGGCUGCUUACUGCCGCCGAGCUCGCGGGGAUCAAUGUGCUUGCGCUCGUUAAUGAGCAUUCUGGAGCUGCGUUGCAAUACGGGAUUGACAAAGAUUUCUCCAAUGGAUCAAGGCACGUGAUCUUCUAUGACAUGGGGGCAGGUAGCACUUAUGCUACUCUUGUGUAUUUCUCUGCGUACAAUGCCAAAGAAUAUGGGAGGACCGUGUCAGUUAACCAGUUUCAGGUAAAAGAUGCUAGAUGGGAUGCUGAGCUCGGGGGUGAACAGUUUGAAUUAAGGUUGGUAGAGUACUUUGCAGAUGAGUUCAACAAACAGCUUGGAAAUGGGUUUGAUGUGAGAAAGUCUCCUAAGGCAAUGGCCAAAUUGAAGAAACAGGUUAAGCGAACAAAAGAAAUACUCAGUGCAAACACAGCUGCUCCAAUCUCAGUUGAAUCCUUCUAUGAUGACCGUGAUUUUCGGAGCACAAUAACUCGUGAGAAGUUUGAAGAGCUAUGUGAAGAUUUGUGGGAAAGAGCUCUUGUUCCUUUGAAAGAUGUUUUGAGGCACUCUGGUUUGAAGGCUGAAGAAAUUUAUGCUGUAGAGCUCAUUGGAGGUGGCACUCGGGUGCCAAAAUUGCAGGCCAAGCUUCAAGAGUUUCUUGGGAGGAAAGAGCUGGACAAACAUUUGGAUGCAGAUGAAGCAACUGUUCUUGGUGCCUCGCUGCAUGCUGCAAAUAUAAGUGAUGGGAUAAAAUUGAACCGCAAGCUGGGCAUGAUUGAUGGUUCAAUGUACGGAUUUGUUAUUAAUGUAGAUGGUCCUGAUCUGCCCAAAGAUGAGAGCACCAACCAAUUUUUAAUACCUCGAAUGAAAAAAUUACCCAGUAAGAUGUUCAGAUCCAUCGUUCAUGACAAAGAUUUUGAAGUUUCACUUGCUUAUGAAAGCAAAGACUUACUACCACCUGGCACUACUUCGCUUACAUUUGCUCAGUAUGCAGUAGAAGGACUAGCAGAUGCUAAUGAGAGAUACGCAUCAAGAAAUAUUUCGGCUCCAAUCAAAGCCAACCUGCAUUUCUCUCUUAGUAGGAGUGGAACAUUCUCUUUGGAUCGGGCUGAUGCUGUUAUUGAAAUAUCUGAAUGGGUGGAAGUUCCAAGAAAAAAUCUGACAGUGGAUGAUUCGAACUCUACUGCUGCCAAUGCAUCAGUUGAGUCCAGCCCCAAGAACACUACAGAGGAUAGUGAUGACAAGCUGGAUGUGGAGGGUGCUAGUAGUGAUUCAUCCAAUUCUACUGCAAAUAAUUCUUCUACGGCAGAUCUUGGUGCUGAGAAGAAACUGAAAAAACGGACUUUCCGCAUUCCUCUAAAGAUUAUAGAGAAGACAACGGGUCCAGCAAUGUCUUUUUCAGACAAGUCUUUUAGUGAAGCUAAAUUGAAAUUGGAAGAACUGGACAAAAAAGAUGCAGAGAGGAGAAGAACUGCUGAAUUGAAGAACAACCUGGAAAGUUACAUUUAUGAUACGAGAGAUAAGAUUGAGUCAGAAGAAUUUGCAAAAAUUUCAACUGACCAAGAGCGCAAGUCCUAUAUCGAGAAACUUGAUGAGGUGCAAGAAUGGUUAUACACUGAUGGUGAAGAUGCAUCAGCCACAGAAUUUGAGAAAAAACUAGAUCUGUUGAAGGCUAUUGGUGAUCCUAUAUUCCAUAGAUACAAUGAGCUAACUGCACGCCCUGCCGCAUCUGAACAUGCUCGACGUUACCUCACUGAAUUGCAACAGAUUGUGCAAAAAUGGGAAACAGAUAAAUCUUGGCUUCCUAGAGGGAAAAUUGAUGAGGUUCUGGCUGAAGCUGAGAAACUAAAGAGUUGGCUGAAUGAGAAGGAGGCUGAGCAGGCUAAGACUCCAGGAUAUAGCAAACCAGUAUUCACAUCAGAAGAAGUAUACACGAAGUUAUUUGAUCUUCAAGAUAAGGUGGCCAAGGUCAAUAAAAUUCCUAAACCAAAGCCAAAGGUCGAGAAGCCCACAACGAAUGGAACCGAGAACAAUGGACAAAAAGAAAAGGCUGACUCGUCUUCUGAGGAACCCUCACAGAAAGAGCAAACUGGAGAUUCGGGGAAACCAGCCAGUGGCGACAAACCUAGUGCUGAAUCCAACGGUGAUGGCCAGCCAGAAAAGCACGAUGAGUUAUGAUUUUUUUUAGAACAAAUUCACGUAGGCAUGUAGAGGUUAGAAAGAGACGAGAACAGCAACUUCAAUGGAGGAGUGAUGCCCUAUGUUUCUUGAUCCCACUCUCCCUUUGUUAAACAUUGAAUAGUAAAUGCCAAGAGGAUCAUAUGCUUCAUUUGAGUUAUUUGUAGCAAAAAACUACUGUAUAAACUCCAAGAAAACAUGCAGCAUUUGAACUGCAAAAAGAAUUUUGUUAGCUUUGUCCAUCA